Physella acuta is the source of this 1098-nucleotide messenger RNA. RefSeq names its product myb-like protein V. The record is from RefSeq and is a predicted model, not a curated record. Lineage: Eukaryota; Metazoa; Mollusca; Gastropoda; Physidae.
AUGAUUGCUGUUUAUUCAAUGGAUCAGUCCAUUCAUCUCCGCAGCUGUCCACCGGUCAUCCAGCUGUCCAUCGGUCAUCCAGCUGUCCACCGGUCAUCCAGCUGUCCAUCGGUCAUCCAGCUGUCCAUCGGUCAUCCAGCUGUCCAUCUGUCAUCUAGCUGUCCAUCUGUCAUCCAGCUGUCCAUCGGUCAUCCAGCUGUCCAUCGGUCAUCCAGCUGUCCACCGGUCAUCCAGCUGUCCAUCGGUCAUCCAGCUGUCCACCGGUCAUCCAGCUGUCCACCGGUCAUCCAGCUGUCCAUCGGUCAUCCAGCUGUCCACCGGACCAAAGAGGACAUCGCGACACCAACAGGACUAAAGAGGACAUCGCGACACCAACAGGACCAAAGAGGACAUCACGACACCAACAGGACCAAACAAAGAGGACAUCGCGACACCAACAGGACCAAAGAGGACAUCACGACACCAACAGGACCAAACAAAGAGGACAUCGCGACACCAACAGGACCAAAGAGGACAUCACGACACCAACAGGACCAGACAAGGAGGACAUCGCGACACCAACAGGACCAAACAAAGAGGACAUCGCGACACCAACAGGACCAAAGAGGACAUCACGACACCAACAGGACCAAAGAGGACAUCACGACACCAACAGGACCAAACAAAGAGGACAUCACGACACCAACAGGACCAAACAAAGAGGACAUCACGACACCAACAGGACCAAACAAAGAGGACAUCACGACACCAACAGGACCAGACAAAGAGGACAUCACGACACCAACAGGACCAAACAAAGAGGACAUCACGACACCAACAGGACCAAAGAGGACAUCACGACACCAACAGGACCAAAGAGGACAUCACGACACCAACAGGACCAAAGAGGACAUCACGACACCAACAGGACCAAACAAAGAGGACAUCACGACACCAACAGGACCAAACAAAGAGGACAUCACGACACCAACAGGACCAAACAAAGAGGACAUCACGACACCAACAGGACCAAAGAGGACAUCACGACACCAAGAGGACCAAAGAGGACAUCACGACACCAACAAAGAGGACAUCACGACACCAACAAAGAGGACAUGA